AAAGAUCGCGGUGACGUAGUUCUGGCUGGAACGCUCCGGCGCGGUUUGCGCGCUGCGUUUUUGCCCCGCCGGAAGGCGACUUUUACUUACCCCUGCGCGCUCCACGCACGUAUCCUCCGUACGCGACGCGCUCCGUUCCCGAUUUUCCCCGCGCGCAUGUGUGUACGCGAUCGCGGGUGUCUCCGGUCCCAGGCCCAGGACUGAUCGCGCGAUGUGCUACGUCGCGGAGAGCAUGGAGUGGCACGAGACGCGAUCACGAGGAGCAGUGCAGCGCCAAGUGAGCCGAUAGUUCUGCAAGCGCUGGCUUGGGGAGGGGAUGGAAAUGCGCCCCGUCCUCCUGGCGGUCUGCCUCCUGCUUGUCAGCCCCGUCGCCCUGUCUUUCUGGACCGUAGGCAAUCAGCUGGUGAUGGACCCGAUGCUCGUGUGCAAGAAGACGCGACGUCUGAAGGGAAAGCUCGGCGACAUCUGCCGCAAGGAGCCGGCUCUGCUGAAGCAGAUCACCAAGGGCAUGCAGGUGGGCACGAAGGAGUGUCAGUAUCAGUUUCGGAACCGUAGGUGGAACUGCACGACGUACAGGAGGUCGCUGAAGAAAAUAAUACUGCGCGAUACCAGGGAAACCGGCUUCGUCAAUGCCAUCACGGCGGCCGGCGUGACUUACGCCGUGACGAGGGCCUGCACCAUGGGCGACCUCGUCGAGUGCUCCUGCGAGAAGAUGACCCCCAAGAGUAGUCGAUACGGAAAGCUCGGAAGACUCGCCAGCCGGAGUAAACACUUGCCUACGGACGGCGACUGGGAGUGGGGUGGCUGCGGGGACAACGUCAAUUUCGGAUUCAAAAAGUCCAGGGAGUUCAUGGACGCGCCUUACAGGAGGCGCAGCGAUAUCAAGACGCUUCUCAAGCGUCACAAUAACGAUGCUGGUCGAUUGGCGGUGCGAAACUUCAUGCGCACAGAGUGCAAGUGCCACGGGCUCUCGGGUUCUUGUACAGUGCGCACCUGUUGGCGCAAGAUGCCUCCCUUCCGCGAGGUGGGCAACCGGUUGAAGGAGUCCUUCGACGGCGCGGCCAAGGUAAUACCGGGCAACGACGGCCACAGCUUCAUCACCGAGGGCCUGACGAUCAAACCACCGGGUCGCUUUGACCUCAUCUACAGCGAGGACUCGCCGGACUUUUGCCGGGCGAAUCGAAAGACCGGCGCGCUAGGCACGCAGGGCCGACAGUGCAACGCCACCUCUCAGGGCGUCGACGGCUGCGAGCUGCUGUGCUGCGGACGAGGCUACGACACCAGGAUCAUCAAGGAGAAGGUCAACUGUCAGUGCAGGUUCAGGUGGUGCUGCGACGUCACCUGCAACACCUGCAUCGUUAAAAAGACGCUCAAUACGUGCCGCUAGCAUCAUUGGUGAUGCGCCGGGAUUGUUCGGUUGCACUGUUUUUUUUUUUUUUUUUUUACUGACGUAGUAAGCUUUUCGUCUCAUAUAUCAUUGUGGAGAACAAGGUCGUGCACGAGAGUGGGGUGGAUGUUGAAGUAUGACGUAAACAAGAUUGACUAUAUAAUUUAGAAAAUGCGCUGGCUCGGUUUUUUAUACCAUGUAUUUAUUCGCGUAAUUCGAGCAAACUCCGGUCUUUUGUCUCGUCUAGCGUUUUAUGCAAAGUACGCAUUAACCUUAUUUGCAAUCUUGUUUCUUCGAGGAGCUGGCGUAUUAUGGAGGGAAACAGGUUUUGAAAUAAUUGAUACUUACUUUGCAAAAUUGCAUACGAUGACAUGAUACGAGGGCAAUCAGUUAAUUAUUUUUUUCCUGUUAGCCAUUAUUCAUUUAGCAAUAAGUAAAAUCGCAUAAAUUCCUGGAAAAUCCUAUUUUGGGAAUGCAGCUUUUACGAUGGCUUUAUUUUGUAAUUUCUCGAUCGCUGCGUGAAGCGUCGUUGAGCGUUAAUGAUCUCGGAAGUAGUAAUUUAUAAUUAUGGAAAUUCACGUUGUUAAGCUGAUCACGUAACGUAUUAAUAUAAUAUAGAAUGCAUUGACGGCCAUGCGCACAAAUAACGAUCGUUGGGCAUUUUUGCAAAAUUCGGAUCGAAAUAUUUAUAACAUACUUUAAGUUUAUGACAAUCGAGCGAAUCAAGAGCAGAGUACUUUGGCUGUAAAAGCUUUCAAUGAGACUGCUGGCUGUGUAUCUUUGAAUUUUCGUAUAAUAGUGUAAUAGAUAAUAUGCGCCAUUUAGGAAAUGUAAAAAUCAUGCUCUACUCGUAAGUAUUUAAACAUAGAUUUGUAUAUUUCUAUUACGUACAAGGAGAAAGAUUAUUCAUCGAAUGAAAAGUCGUUUCCCUGAAUAUUUUUACUCUCAUUAUAUGAAUAUAUACCUACUCAUAGGUGAAUCACGCACAAUAUUUAUGUAACUCGCUUUAGCUUGAACCCGCUUGAAGCUCUAUUAAUUUUACGACUGUAAAAGCAUCGCAGCUCGAUAGCUGAGAAGUAUAAAAAUAAAGAAACGUUCUCCUCCGACAAAAAGUGUUUUCGUCCGACGUAUACC
Nasonia vitripennis (jewel wasp) is the source of this 2521-nucleotide messenger RNA. RefSeq names its product protein Wnt-6 (gene Wnt6). Gene Ontology annotation, biological process: canonical Wnt signaling pathway; neuron differentiation; cell fate commitment. Gene Ontology annotation, molecular function: cytokine activity; frizzled binding. Bases 317 to 1387 code for a protein of 356 amino acids. Gene Ontology annotation, cellular component: extracellular region. The transcript has 5 exons. Lineage: Eukaryota; Metazoa; Arthropoda; Insecta; Hymenoptera; Pteromalidae. The record is from RefSeq and is a predicted model, not a curated record.